This is a messenger RNA of Glossina fuscipes, 1567 nucleotides long. RefSeq names its product obg-like ATPase 1. Gene Ontology annotation, molecular function: ATP binding; ATP hydrolysis activity; GTP binding. Lineage: Eukaryota; Metazoa; Arthropoda; Insecta; Diptera; Glossinidae. The transcript has 6 exons. Gene Ontology annotation, cellular component: cytoplasm. The record is from RefSeq and is a predicted model, not a curated record. Bases 180 to 1373 code for a protein of 397 amino acids.
UCUUUCUUCUUUGCUAUGAACACCAAACAAAUUUAGGCAAUCUGUAGCCGGGUAUUUCGAUAAAAAAGUAUAAAUAAUAAAAGAUUUUUAUAUAUUUAAAGUAACUUCUAUCCAUUGUUAAGUGUUAAGAUCAAGUAUAAAUUGCUAAAGGGAAUUUUUGUGCAAAGCCAGCGAACACGAUGCCGCCGAAAAAACAUGAAGAACCGGAACGUAAACCAUUGAUUGGUCGUAUCGGUACUAAUUUACGUAUUGGUAUCGUUGGGGUUCCAAAUGUGGGUAAAUCGACUUUCUUCAAUGUAUUAACAAAGAGUGCAGCACCGGCUGAGAAUUUUCCGUUCUGCACUAUUGAUCCCAAUGAAAGUAGAGUUCCUGUACCGGAUGCUAGAUACGAUUUUUUGUGCGAAUAUCAUAAACCGCUCAGCAAAGUUCCAGCCUAUCUGAAUGUGGUAGAUAUUGCUGGUUUGGUCAAAGGUGCUGCCGAGGGUCAAGGUUUGGGUAACGCAUUUCUUUCGCAUAUUAGCGCCUGCGAUGCCAUAUUUCAUUUGUGUCGAGCUUUUGAUGAUCCCGAUGUUACGCAUGUUGAGGGUGAAGUAGAUCCAAUACGUGACUUGGACAUUAUAGCGGAAGAGUUGCGUUUAAAAGAUGAAGAGAAGCUAAUGCAAAAUCUAGAGAAACUGGAAAAAGUCGUAGCCAGAGGUGGUGACAAAAAACUCAAACCCGAAUAUGACACAUUAUUGAAGAUAAAAGGUGUGCUUGUGGAUGAGAAGAAACACAUACGUUUUGCCGACUGGAAUGCUCAUGAUAUUGAAUUCUUGAAUAAGUAUUUGUUUUUGACUUCGAAGCCUUGCAUUUAUCUAGUUAAUUUAUCCGAUAAAGAUUUUAUACGCAAAAAGAACAAAUGGUUGAUUAAGAUAAAAGAAUGGGUGGAUAAGAAUGAUCUCGGCGCGACUAUUAUACCAUUUUCGGGAGCGUUUGAACAAAUUUUGGCUGAAAAAGACGAUUUAGAACGCAAAGAAUACGAAGAUGAAGUUAAAUGCAAAAGCCAAUUGGAUAAAAUAAUUGUAACUGGUUACAAGGCUUUGCAAUUGGAAUAUUUUUUCACUGCAGGUGCUGACGAAGUAAAAGCUUGGACCAUACAGAGAGGAACUAAGGCACCACAAGCCGCUGGUCGAAUACAUACUGAUUUUGAAAAGGGUUUCAUUAUGGCUGAAGUAAUGCAUUAUAAGGACUUUAAAGAAGAAGGUAGUGAAGCUAAUUGUAAAGCGGCUGGCAAAUAUCGGCAACAAGGACGCAACUAUGUGGUUGAAGACGGUGAUAUAAUAUUUUUUAAAUUUAACGCUGGUGCCGGCUUGAAAGAUGCGAAGAAGAAAUGAUAUCACCUUAUAAUCAUUCUAUUUGCCAUGUUCUACAUUAACAUGAUUUUUUAUUCACAAAGUUUUUAUCAUCGUAAUCGUGCUUAACAUAUUUGGUGCAUUAUAGUACACAUUAUCUCUUAUUAAGCGUACCAAACAAUACGAUAUUUUAAAGAAGAAUGGAUUGCGAUAAUAAAAGCGACGUAUUCAGCUAA